AUGGAUGACCCCUCCGCUCCCCUCCCCACCGGCCCCAGCUGUCUGCUCCUUUCCUGACUUCCCCACCCUGGCGUACCAUGGCGUCCGGCGAGGAGGACGGCACGGUGGACGAGAAGGAAAACAACAACAAGAAGAGAACCAAAAGCGCCCUCGCUACCGCAUGGCUGACUUUCUACAACAUCGCCAUGACCGCCGGGUGGCUCGUCUUGGCUAUGGCAAUGAUCCGCUUCUACAUCCAGAAAGGAACACACAAGGGUCUGUACAGAAGUAUAGCAAGGACACUCAAGUUUUUCCAGACCUUUGCGUUAGUUGAGGUGGGACAUUGCGCUGUUGGAAUCGUGAGGACUUCUGUGAUUGUAACUGGGGUUCAAGUAUGUUCAAGGAUUUUCAUGGUUUGGUUCAUAACCAACAGCAUCAGACAGAUCCAGAAUGAAGAAAGUGUAAUCCUGUUCCUGGUCGUGUGGACGUUCACAGAGAUUACCAGAUAUUCCUACUACACAUUCAACCUGCUCCACCACCUGCCGUACUUCAUCAAAUGGGCCAGAUACAACCUGUUCAUCGUCUUGUACCCGCUGGGAGUCAUUGGAGAGCUGCUAACCAUUUACGCCGCUCUGCCGUUCGUACGCAGAACUGGAAUGUACUCCAUGAGGCUUCCUAACAAGUAUAACGUGUCGUUCGACUACUACUACUGCCUCAUCAUCGUCAUGCUGUCGUACAUCCCACUGUUUCCUCAGCUCUACUUCCACAUGCUUCGGCAGAGGAGGAGGGUCCUUCACGGGGAGGUGAUAGUGGAGAAGGACGACUAGAAAAACACCACCUCCUGCCGUCGUUUGAGCCAGCCUGCCUCCACAUCACACCUCACCCCCCCCACCGCCUUCACCUGCUCAUCGUCAGCACCGUCGGCCGAUAACGUCACACGCCUGGAAGAUCCGCAGCGUCUGAGACGAAGACACCAAACAGCCAGUGCUUCAGUGGGAAGUCAUGACAAACCCACGGGGAGUUCAGCGCUACCUGAAUGAACUCCUGUUAAGGUGCAAAUCGUGUUUACAAUCCCAGUUUUUUCCUGGAGCGUUUUUGCAGCGUAGCUUUCCGAUCUCCGCACAGUGAGACUUGAACACACCAACCAAAGCACUGCAGCCUGACACACACACACACACACACACACACACACACAUAAUCCACAGCAGAGUCACAACACUGCACCCCCCUCCAAAGGCUUUCAGGGAAACGUGAACGUGGAAGGAAGAUUGUAGGUUGUGUCUCCUGAGUUGUGCCCCCCCACCCCCACCCCCACCCCCCGACUCAUCCAAAUUGGCAGAUUUAUAA
Sphaeramia orbicularis (orbiculate cardinalfish) is the source of this 1326-nucleotide messenger RNA. It is a transcript of the gene hacd1, whose product is annotated as 3-hydroxyacyl-CoA dehydratase 1. Bases 78 to 806 code for a protein of 242 amino acids. The transcript is spliced from 7 exons. Gene Ontology annotation, cellular component: endoplasmic reticulum membrane. Lineage: Eukaryota; Metazoa; Chordata; Actinopteri; Kurtiformes; Apogonidae. Gene Ontology annotation, molecular function: 3-hydroxyacyl-CoA dehydratase activity. Gene Ontology annotation, biological process: very long-chain fatty acid biosynthetic process; fatty acid elongation; sphingolipid biosynthetic process. The record is from RefSeq and is a predicted model, not a curated record.